Molecule: messenger RNA, 312 nt
Organism: Letharia columbiana
Lineage: Eukaryota; Fungi; Ascomycota; Lecanoromycetes; Lecanorales; Parmeliaceae
Exons: 1
Coding region: 1-312 (103 amino acids)
Source: RefSeq, a predicted model, not a curated record
AUGGACCUCUUUGACCAUGGCGCUUAUUUCGGGUCCCAUGUCCCAGUGCAGGCGAGCUCUCAUCCUCUUCUAAAGCAUGCAUCAUGUGCGUGCGCAGCAAACCAACUAGGUCGAGCAGAAGGUGCGAAGGCCAUCAUCGGCGGCGAUUGCUCACAAGAGGCGAGGAUGGAAGUAUUUGAUGACCCGUCAAUAGAUUGGGGAUGGGAGGGAGCGUAUCAUUACGACAAGAGCAUAGCUCUGCUAAUGGAAGCAAUGCAGCAAGAUCGAAACGAGUCUUCGCCAAAUAGUCCGGAUGAUACGGCGCCUACCUAG